UAUUUGAUACUGGUAACUUAGAGUCUGCAGCUUGGGGCGCAUCUAGCAAUGCAUUUUAUUAGUUGCCUGAAAGUUGUUGCCCUAUCCAAUUAUGCCAACCUUAGAUAACAUUUUAGAGCACAUUGGAGAAUUUAACUUCUUCCAGAAACGAGCCUUUUGCCUCCUAUGCCUGCUGUCGGUUGCUUUUGCCCCCAUUUAUGUGGGAAUUGUCUUCUUGGGCUUCACCCCAGAUCACCGCUGCUUCAAUCCUGGUGUUGCAGAAUUAAGCAAGCGAUGUGGCUGGAGUUUGGAAGAGGAGCUGAAUUACACAGUGCCAGGCCUGGACAUACCAGGAGAUGCUUUUACCAGACAGUGCCGGAGAUACGAUGUGGACUGGAAUCAGACAGCCCUCAGCUGCACGGACCCUUUUGCCAAUUUUACCAGCAACAGGAGCCACAUCCCUCUUACCACCUGUCAGGAUGGCUGGGUAUAUGACACUCCAGGCUCCUCCAUUGUCACUGAGUUUAACCUGGUGUGUGCAGAUUCCUGGAAGGUGGACCUAUUCCAAUCCUGUGUAAAUGUGGGAUUCUUUCUUGGCUCUCUGGGAAUUGGCUAUAUAGCAGACAGGUUUGGUCGCAAAGUGUGUCUCUUAAUCACAGUCUUCAUCAAUUCUCUCUCUGGAGUCCUCAUGGCCAUCUCACCCAACUAUACAUCUAUGCUCAUUUUUCGUUUGCUGCAAGGACUGGUCAGCAAGGGAAGCUGGGCCUCUGGAUACAUCUUGAUCACAGAAUUUGUUGGCGCAGCGUACAGAAGAACCGUGGGUAUUCUCUUCCAGACGAAUUUUGCAAUUGGUCUCUUGAUACUCUCAGGAAUUGCUUAUACUAUUCCCCAUUGGCGAUGGCUACAGCUGACUGUUACUUUACCAACCUUCCUCUUUUUGCUCUAUUACUGGUGUGUGCCUGAAUCUCCUCGGUGGCUGUUAUCACAGAAGAAAAAUGCCAAAGCAAUAAAGAUAAUGGACCACAUUGCUCAAAAGAAUGGGAAACAGUUGCCUGCUAAUCUCAAGACCCUCUCUCUUGAAGAUGAUGAUGAUGAUACAGAAAAGCUACGACCUUCCUUCGGAGACCUAUUCCUAACCCCUCAGAUAAGGAAACAUACUUUCAUUCUGAUGUACAUCUGGUUCUCAGGCGCUGUGCUUUAUCAGGGUCUCAUUAUGUACAUGGGGGCCACAGCUGUUAACCUUUACCUGGAUUUCUUUUACUCCUCUUUGGUUGAAUUCCCAGCUUCCCUCAUCAUCAUCUUCACCAUUGAUCGCGUUGGCCGCCGCUAUCCUUUAGCUACCUCAAAUUUUAUUGGAGGGGUAGCUUGUCUUAUCAUGAUAUUUAUCCCAGAUGAUAUGCACUGGUUAAAAGUGACUAUGGCAUGCCUUAGCAGGUUGGGAAUUACUAUUGCAGUUCAGUUGAUUUGUUUAGUGAAUGCAGAACUAUAUCCCACAUUUGUCAGGAAUCUUGGAGUGAUGGUCUGCUCUUCCUUGUGUGAUGUGGGUGGAAUUGUAACCCCUUUUAUUGUCUUCAGACUGACAGAAAUUUGGUACAAGUUACCCCUUAUUUUAUUUGCUGUGAUUGGCGUGCUUGCCAGUGGAAUGGUGUUGCUCCUACCAGAGACAAAGGGGAAGAUGUUACCAGAGACCAUUGAAGAUGCUGAGAACCUGGGGAAGAGGAAGCCCAAAGAAAACAAGAUCUUCCUUCAGAUAGAAAAAUCCAAGGAAAUGGGCAACUAAAAGAGAUGUAGCCUCGAAAAGAGAUGUAGCCUUGUCGGAAUGGUUUUUUGGGUCAAGGAAGAUUGACUAACCAUCAGAAAUGCACGAUGAGAAGCACACAUUUCCUUUUAGUCUUGCUCUAUUGUUGCUUCUCUGAUACUUUGCCCAUCUGCUUUUUGCUCAGCUCUCCAGAAGGCAGUGACAGUUUUAAAAAAUCAUUUCUGGUUUUGUUGAUGUUCUUCCACUAACCCACUGAAGUCAGCACUGACUUUUUACCUAUUUAUCUUAAAAAAAAAUCAAGAUCUUUGGGUUGUGAUCAUAACUUUAUUAUCAGUCAAUUAAUAAGCAUUUAUGUACCAGGCACUAGCUCUGUGACCCAGGCAAGCCACAUAACUCCCAGAUAACUCUCUAAGUCUAUAAAUUACCAGAGGGAAUGACAAUCUGCAUUGGUAACGAGAGCUGUUUUUUUCUUGAGGUCUCUACACCAAGGAUGAAAUUCCAAAUCUAGGGCUUCUUCCUUCUUUUGAAUCCUUCUAAAAUGUAGGUAUUUUGAAAUAAAUGUGGUUAGAUUAUGACAUUUUUUGGUAUGAAUAACUCAUAGUCAAAGAUAAUGGACAUCUUGAUUCAACGGUAAUAUGGUUUUCCAUUUGAGGAUAUAUAAUGGAAUUUUCUCUUUAAAAUUAUUUUGUUUUUCAGACUCUAAAUGACGUCUAAAGUUCCCUUUUAGCACUAAACCUAUGAUCCUAAACAUAAAAUCCCAUGGGAUUACAUGAAGAACAUGCAACUAUUUUGUUAAGUUUUGUAAGAACAGGGCAGGUCUGUUAGACUCGGUCUUACCAUCAUACAUUGCUUCUGGAUUUCUGAUCUUUGAUGAUUGUCUUUCUUUGUUAAGAAUAAACA
Vombatus ursinus (common wombat) is the source of this 2638-nucleotide messenger RNA. RefSeq names its product solute carrier family 22 member 1-like. The transcript has 11 exons. The coding region runs from base 92 to 1759 and encodes 555 amino acids. Gene Ontology annotation, cellular component: membrane. Gene Ontology annotation, biological process: transmembrane transport. The record is from RefSeq and is a predicted model, not a curated record. NCBI's taxonomy places the organism in Eukaryota, Metazoa, Chordata, Mammalia, Diprotodontia, Vombatidae.